CGGUCUGUGGUCUGACUCUUCCUUUUGGGCGUUGCAAACAUUUUGACAAAAUACACGUCAAUUUCCUUCCAUUGAGUUUCAAAAACGAUGAGAUUUAAACAUACACGCAAGGAAGAUGCUAUGCUAUACUAUGAUUUUUACAAACGCAUUAUUUAAAAUUGACAUACAUAUAACAAACAUAUACAAAAAAAAAAUUUAAUGAAAAAAUAAAUAUUGUCGAGAAUAAUACAAGGAAGUGCAUUACUUCAAAUAUUACCAUCCGCUGAAACCAACUCGUUUUCACUUUUUUUCGUGCAAUGCGAUGUCUUUGAAAGAACUCACAGAUAGUAAAACAUUGAAUGAAUGAAUGCAAUAUGUAGCCCGCAGAUUUUUGCUUCAAUAAUCUGAUCAUGAGUCGUAAAAAUUUUUUUUUGCUGUUUCAAGAGCAUGUGGACUAAGUUCAUCCCGCCUGUCGAUUCGUAGACUUUCAAAACUUCUGGCAUUCAUCUAAAAGCUUGAUACAUAGACCUUCGUUAUCGCUUCCAUUUUGCAAAUUUUGUCAUCUGGGCUUUUGUAUUAAAUGCGCAUUCCGAUUUUAUAAGAAUGAUAGACAAGCUGUGCAGCGGAGAACACAUUUCCAUUUUCUCGGGUUUUUUUGUUUAUCCGGCAAUUAAUCAGAAUUUCUCAUUGGUUGUGUCAUCAAGAUGUUAACACACGAUCCGUUCGUCAUUUCUUCACGCUUGCAUUCUCGCGCCGGCUAACCAGAGAAACUAAAUCGCUGCCUUAUCGCGAUUUUUACUAAACUCAAGUUUCAUCGACGAUUUGCACAUUGCCAAAGAAAUCAUCCAAUGAACUUGCGUCGUAUUCGUCAUUUGUUGCAUAGAUCACUAUCUAUUCUUUUCUUCUCUUUGCCGUCAGAUAGACGCCGGGACAUCCACUGUACCCAUUUUUUGAUUUAAGGUAAACCCUCACUAAGAAGCCCCUCCGUUACACUGUUCAAACUUUUUUCGCUUGAAGCAUUGCACAGGCGUUCUUCAUUCAGUCUAUAUUACCAUAUACCUCACAUGAUUCCUAUAGCGGUGAACAAAGAAAAAAAUGGCCCAAGACUCUUCCAAAUACUGUUUUCAGAUGAAAGCAUGCACUUGGAAAGUCGUAUAAAGAUAUGUUGAUUAUCUUGUUGCGUUGAUGUUCUCUAGUCUUUUGCGGUUAUUUUUCUGCAAGUGUAUGGAUCAGCUAUUAUUCGUGAUCUGUGAUCUUUGCAAAAAUUAAUAUCUGAAACCUAAAACGAAACAAACAAAAACACGCUAUAAUGAGUCAUUUUCCUUCAUUAAAUACCCUACACUACCCUAUAGUUCUCGGUAUACCGGCUAUUCGAAGUAAGGCGAUCGAAAAAGUGAUCCGAUCUGCAUUAUUUUCAAUUGCGUUCAUCCUUCACUCAAGGGACGCCAGUGUACUAAAUUUCAUCAAAUUAUGUUGAAAAGAUGAGCUGUAAGACGAGCACAACAAUACCGAACGGAUAGACGGACAGACAAGCUUAAAUCGACUCACAAGGCAAUGCUGACUUGAUUGGCGUAAUAAAAUGGUCAAAUCUUCCUCGGCGUUACAUACAUCCGCACAAACUUAAUGUACCCUUGCAUGACAAGUGCUGUAGACUAUAAACAUGGCCAUUGCUUUUUCUCUGAUAACAUUGUAUAGGCAAAAGAUAUCGUAACCUUAAAAGUAUAUCGGAUAUAGAGUAAAAGUAUCGGAUAUAGAUGAGAAAACUUCAUAGUUGUCGCCAAAGUGUUCCUCGCUAUGCGCUGCCACACGCUAUCGAUCGAACCGAUUCGAUUUGAAUCGAUUGCGAUAUAUAUAGGUAUUACGGGAAUCGAACAAAAUUCCAAAACAAGGAUUUCGAUAUAUUUCGAACUUAUGCAUAGACGCAAUAAUUUGUUCCAACCUAUCGCGAAUACACAUGAAUAGCUUUUAAUAUGAAAUUCUAUGGGGGUACGAUGACGGAAAGUGAUGUGAAUGAAUAAAAAAGGAAACAAGUCGAUUCAGAGCUUUUUUUUUUAUUUAAAUUAAAAGAACGCAUUCUCAGCAUAACCUCAUGCUAUGCAAAAGUCACCUUUACUUCUGUCUGGCUAUAGAUGUUUGAACAGCUAGCUAUUGAGUUAGUAGUGAGUUUAGUUUUUACGUAAUAUAUAAUGAAUUAAAGAAGUGAUUAUCUUAUCUUGUACUUAUCUGGCAGUGUACUUUUUCUUUUCAACAUCAUGUAUAAUCCUUCAUGCUACGCUUUAUUACGGAUUGGUAGGAUUAGCAUGUAUAGGAUGUGCAGCACUAAUUACGCAAAUUACAGUUUUAUCUCUCUCUUCAAGAUAAUUAUUUAAAAGCAAUUUUAUUUUAAUUAAACGUUUCGUGUGUGAAAACGAAAAAAAAGAAGAGUGUGCUUAAAUACUAAAAAAAAGGAAAAAAAAAAGUGCAAAGAAUAAAGCAAAGAAAAGAAAAAACACCAACAGAAUAAACAUAUAUGAGAGACAAUGUUUUCGUGUUGUCGCGUUAAUCCUAAAAGUACAAAAGUCACAAAAAAAUUGAAAAAAGCUGAAGAUAAUGCAAAAGCGAACGCGGAAAAUGAAACGAAACAACAACAACAAGGCGAUUUAUCAACUAACAAAGAUAAGAAAAAACUAAUAAUUCCCACGAUUACUAUUGAAAAUGGCAAAGCACUUGAUAAUAACGCGCCAGCGAUGGCUACAUCGAACGAUGCCGAGAUUUUUGCCAAUAACGAACUAAACGGUAAUAUAAAACAGUGUAUUGAUGAAACAGAGAAAAGGGAAGAGGAAUUAUUAGCAGAAACGGAAACGGAAACGGAAACUGAAACGGUUACGGUGCAACCGUCAACAAUUGUCGCAAAAGUCGAAGAGCAGCCAACAAAAACGGAAGAGAAAACAAACGCAAAUGUCAUAAAUGCAAUUGAAUCGAAUGCGAUACAAAAUGCUUUCACUACAUCGGAACAACAACCACAACAACAGCAAGAACAAGAACAAUCAGAACGGCCGCAGCAACUAGAUUCAAUAACCUCAACUAGUAACAAUAAUAAUAAUAACAGCAAAGAUGAGACGAUCCGAACGACUACAUCGAAUACUAUUUCUAGAGAUAGUGUCAGUGAUUCUAAUACUCUAAUUAGUCAAGUUAAUGCAACAACAACAACAACAACGACAGCAACGGAAAGCUCAGAUUCGACAAAUUCCUCUACUGAAGAAGAAGGUGUUAAUAAUAAUUCCGAUAGUUUAAAUAAAACGGAUAACAUUGAUGAGAAAACGGAGAAUAAACCAAAAAGUUGCCUUUCACGGCACAACUCGGGUCAUAUAUCGAUAAAGAAACGCGUUAAUAUAAGUACGCAUGCUGAAAUAAUAGAACCGGAUCCCUUGAUGCCCAUAUUAUUGCACUCGGCAUCUUUAGGCGAUGACGAAGAUGAUGUAUUUUCGGAUUCGAUGCCACCACCCAAGCGGGAUAGUAUGUGUGCUCCGUAUAUCGAACGUUUGGCCGAUGAUGAUGAUCUAAUUGCGGAAUCCCUGGCCUAUUGCCAUGGCUUACCCGAAUGGUUCAAUAAUGAAAGGAUUAACGAUGUUGGCUGUUUAGAACCACCUGUUACACCAGUUGGUCGCGAUGAGCUUGAAUUGAAACGUCAGCGUCUAUAUGAGGAUUUAUUACGUGCAGCUCAUGCAGCUGUUGAGCAUAGUGCUCGUUUCUCAACAUUCGCUUAUAAUGGUUCAUCCGCUGCCCCACCGCCGCCGCCUAGUAAACGUGCGGGAGAUUGCGAUCCUGAUUUAAAAUCAUCAGUGGCUGAAAAUCUUGAGAAUCUCGUUAAUCGCCUUGAAAAGUUAGUAGAACGCUUGGAACGAUCUAUUUGCGCACGAGAAUUGGAAAUAGCUAAUCGUACUUUCGAUUCGGUUUUGGAAAAGAAACGUGAAAGUUUUGAUUUGGAAUCGACCGAACUGCCGCCAGUGCCAGUAGAAAAUUUCUCCAUAACUGAGCAAACGCAAAGUUUAAAUCAACGCAUUGAACGUAUAGAAGAAUCGCUGACGAAAAUUAACGAACGUCACAGUUUAAGUAGUCAAAGCGCUAGCCUAAGUUUAACUAAUAAUCAAAGCAAUCAACCUGCCAAUCAACAAAAAGAGGAGGGUAGUCUCGAGAAUAUACCAACAGUUUUAGAGGAGUAUCAAUCGGACUCAUCUUUGCCUCCGCCACCGCCACCCCUACCAUCAGUGCAAGAAUUAGAAAGUAUGAGCGUUGUGGGCUAUCAAGAUAUUGUCAAUGGACCUUUGAGUCAGUAUUUGGCUCUCUCUUAUAAAAUUGGAGGCGACGUGGCCAAGCAAGCCGAGUUUGUGAAAUUGGCCUUCGAAGCUCAGCUGCAAUAUGUAAAUUUAGCUACUCAGUGCUCCCAGCCUGGUCAAGAUAAGCAAAUGGCAUUGCUUAAGCCUACUUCCGAUCAAAUUACCGCGAUACAGGAUUUUCGUGAGAAAAAUCGUGCUUCGCCUUUUUUCAAUCAUUUAUCAGCUAUAAGCGAGAGUAUACCCGCUCUGGGCUGGGUAUGUGUGUCUCCUACUCCGGGACCUCACGUUAAGGAAAUGAACGAUGCAGGUCAAUUUUACACAAAUCGUGUGUUAAAAGAAUGGAAAGAAAAGGACGUCACGCAUGUGGAAUGGGCUCGGGCUUGGGUGCAAACUCUAACGGAAUUGCAGCAGUAUAUCAAGCAAUUUCAUACCACAGGAUUAGUAUGGUCUGGCAAGGGCACUGCUGUCGCCCCUCCCCCACCACCUAUGGGUGCAUGUCCUCCACCGCCUCCCCCACCCACUUUUGACUUGUCUUCCAUGAGCUUGGACGGCUCUAAAGAUGAGCGUAGUGCUCUGUUUGCCGAAAUCAAUCAAGGCGAAGCCAUCACCAAGAAUCUGAAGAAAGUUACUGCCGAUAUGCAAACACAUAAAAAUCCAACGUUACGCACUGGGCCUGCACCCUUUAAACCAACGCAAUUUGGUUCCGUAAGUGCAGCUGGCCCUGCGGCCGCCUCAAUGGUGAAAGAUCCCAUUUUUACUAGAGACGGCAAAAAGUGGUUGAUUGAAUAUCAGAAAAAUAAUCCCAAUUUAUUGGUAGAGAAUGCGGAGAUGAAUAAUGUUGUGUACGUGUUCAAAAGCGAAGGUUCUACUUUAACCGUUAAAGGAAAAGUUAAUAACAUUGUUAUGGAUUCGUGCAAAAAAUGCUCCUUAUUGUUUGAUUCAGUAGUUGCCUCCGUUGAAUUUGUUAACUGUCAAAGUGUACAAAUGCAGGUAUUAGGUCACGUGCCCACCAUUUCUAUAGACAAGACUGAUGGUUGUCAGAUGUACUUGUCUAAGCAUUCUUUGGGUGUGGAAGUUGUUAGCUCGAAAUCUUCAGAAAUGAAUAUAAUGUUGCCUGAGGACAGCGGUGACUAUACUGAAUUGCCUUUACCGGAACAAUUUAAGACAACCAUUUCUGGCAAAACGUUGAAGACUGUAUGUGUUGAUAGUCUGGGCUAAAUGUUUGCUUGGAAGUUUCGGUCGCUGCUGCCGCAGAUGCUGGUCUUUCUCACUAAACCCUACAAAUAUCAUAUCUUCUGAAAAUCGUACAUAAUAUAUAAUAAUUACAAAAACAAUACUAACCAAUGCCAAUCAAAAACUUUAUAUAAUCAUAACAGUAUAUAAUUGAAAUUUUUUGAUAACUAAUUCUCUAAUAAAAAAAAAAAUGAAAACAUUUAACCCAAUGAUAUAGCAAGAGAGAAAGUGACGAAAUAUAUUGACUUUAUAUUUAAAUUUUAAUAAU
Molecule: messenger RNA, 5796 nt
Organism: Glossina fuscipes
Lineage: Eukaryota; Metazoa; Arthropoda; Insecta; Diptera; Glossinidae
Gene: capt
Product: adenylyl cyclase-associated protein 1
Exons: 8
Coding region: 2499-5513 (1004 amino acids)
Biological process (GO): regulation of adenylate cyclase activity; cell morphogenesis; cytoskeleton organization
Cellular component (GO): cytoplasm
Molecular function (GO): actin binding; adenylate cyclase binding
Source: RefSeq, a predicted model, not a curated record